AUGGCGUGGACGAUUGAGACGGGUCGGUGCAAGGCGUGCCACUCGUGUUUGAAGGCAGUGUGCAAGACCCACAGUAACGCCCAUCUCAACCAUGACAAUGAGAUGGUGCAGAUGAUACUGAACAAGAUGAAGGCGAUGGGAAUGAUAAGCGAGAACAACUUUGUAUGCCUCAAUUGCGUCAAGGUCAAGUUAGUUCAGGUAUAUGCGUGUAAACCUCUUGUCGUAUGUAUGUAUAUGUGACGUGCGCUAUGUGUGUCUGUCUGUCAGAGUUGCAAACUAUUAGUAUGUUCAACGCUACCAAGAACCUGUGCGAGAACAAGACGAUGAAGCAGUUGGUGGACGAAUACCACAACAAUAGCGACGAAGCCCAGCAGAUGAACCUUAACUAA
This is a messenger RNA of Vitrella brassicaformis, 389 nucleotides long. The record is from the annotation of a GenBank genome assembly. NCBI's taxonomy places the organism in Eukaryota, Vitrellaceae.